Messenger RNA from Triplophysa rosa, 2870 nucleotides. RefSeq names its product bone morphogenetic protein 7a (gene bmp7a). The record is from RefSeq and is a predicted model, not a curated record. Gene Ontology annotation, biological process: SMAD protein signal transduction. Gene Ontology annotation, cellular component: extracellular region. Lineage: Eukaryota; Metazoa; Chordata; Actinopteri; Cypriniformes; Nemacheilidae. The transcript is spliced from 7 exons. Gene Ontology annotation, molecular function: growth factor activity; cytokine activity. Bases 168 to 1445 code for a protein of 425 amino acids.
UAGAUCUUUCUCCGGGCUGGACUAGAUCUUUCUCCGGACUGGACUAUUGAACAAAAUCACUAGACCUAUAUUAAAAGAUCAACACAAUGAUAUGAUCAAAUCAAUAAGCAACGCUGGGAAUACGAGUCAACUUUUGGUUUUUUUGUCGUUACAACAAAUGAUUAAAAAUGACUCAGCAGCUGUUUAGUGCUUUUAUGUUGACGUGUGUAUGGAGUAUCGUCGCAGAUGCAAUGAGUGCAAACUUCACUCUGGAUAAUGACAUUCAGUCCAGUUUCAUCCAGCGGCGGCUCAAGAGUCAGGAGCGCAGAGAGAUGCAGCGCGAGAUCCUCUCCAUCCUCGGGCUGCCUCAUCGACCCCGGCCGCUCCUUCACGAGAGACACACCGCAGCUCCCAUGUACAUGCUGGAUCUGUACAACGCCAUCCUGGAGGAUAGAGAUCAGCGCAGCGGCUAUGUGGACUCCUAUGAACCGGUUUACACGACCCCGGGACCACCGAUGGUGAGCCAGCAGGACAGCCGUUUCCUAAAUGACGCGGACAUGGUGAUGAGUUUUGUCAAUAUGGUGGAAGCAGAUGAUGACCUCCGCCUGUACCAUCAGCAUCGCAGAGAGUUUCGCUUUGACCUCUCGCGCAUCCCGCCAGGAGAAACCGUGACUGCCGCAGAAUUUCGUAUCUACAAGGAUUUUGUACACGAGCGGUAUGAAAACGAGACAUUUAGAGUCAGUGUGUUCCAGGUGCUCCAACAGAAGCCCAAAAGGGAGCUGUACCUGUUGGACUCUAAGGUGGUAUGGGCGGCAGAAGAGGGGUGGCUGGUAUUUGACCUCACAGUCACCAGUAACCACUGGGUUAUAAACCCGGGUCAGAAUCUAGGCCUGCAGAUCUCUCUGGAGUCCACACACGGCGAAAGUGUGAACCCUAGAAGAGUGGGACUGGUGGGCAAGAGCGGACCUCAGAACAAACAGCCGUUCAUGGUGGCGUUCUUAAAAGCGCCAGGAGUUCACUUUCGUGGUGUACGCUCGGCGUCUGGGAACAAACAGAGGGGUCACAACCGCUCCAAAAACCACAAAGCUGGUUCUGCACCCAGCCAGGUGACCCUUAAGACAGCCAUGGAGGGUGCCAGCGUGGACCCCAAACAGGGCUGCAAGAAGCGUGAACUCUAUGUCAGUUUCAGAGACUUGGGAUGGCAGGACUGGAUCAUCGCACCAGAGGGUUACGCCGCAUACUAUUGUGAAGGAGAAUGUGUUUUCCCCCUCAACUCGUAUAUGAACGCCACAAAUCACGCUAUCGUACAGACACUGGUCCAUUUCAUAAACCCAGAAACAGUCCCGAAGCCCUGCUGCGCUCCAACUCAGCUGCACGGAAUCUCCGUCUUAUACUUUGAUGACAGCUCCAACGUUAUAUUGAAAAAGUAUCGCAACAUGGUCGUCCGUGCCUGUGGAUGCCACUAAUUCACUCCUGCUCUUUCCGGGAAAACGAUAAUAGACAGAUUUUCUUGAUCUUCAAGAGCCCAAAGACUCUAAAUGGAGCAAAACUGGACCUCUUUGUCAGCAUUCAACGUUGAAACCCCUUGAAUUGUGGGAAGCUGACCACGGCCGAGUCAACUGUGCGCCGUUCUGGCUUCAGUCCGUGUCCAGACAACCAAGUUUGGAAUAUCAAAGAGGACACGAGGAGAUUUAAAGUGAAUAAACAGGCCUCAGAGACAUGAAAGCAGACUGCUCAGGGAGCACGCACAGCAUUUACACACGCCCCUAAAAAGGGUUUGUUUAGUAACGCCACUUGUACACAUUAUAAAACAUGUUUUAUAGUUCAGAGUUCAUUAAAGUGAUUAUAAGAAAUGACUAUCUUGCUUUGUUCAAGUAUAUUUCAGCAAAAGGUGUGAGAUGGAAAUUAUUUAAAUGAGUCCAAGCCUUUUGCAGAUGCUCUGCACUCUUGUCUAUUAAACAAGACCGCUGAAACUCAAUCCACUUUGAGUCUCUUUGGUUCCAUCACAUACAUGAAAGAACACAUGUUUUCUUUUUAUAGUUAUCACCCAUACAGCCAAUAAAAAAGAAAUAACCCUCAUGUGCUUGGAUUUGGCCUUUGAGUGGGUUCAGAAGAGUCAAACUCAUUGUUCUGUGCUUGUACAGCCGCAAUGCAUCAUGGGAAAUUGUUUUGGUGUGAAUCUGUUAAUCACUUUUUAAAGUGAGUGUGAACGUUAUAUGUAUGUGUGCGCUUACAUUUGGCCUUCGUACAGUGUGUACAUCCCCAUCUCAAGGGUCAGCGUUGCAGUUUUUGUCCACCUGCGAUCAGAGUCAUCACUCACCAUGUUCAAAUCUGUGAAGACUGGCCAAACGGGCAGGUGGGCGGUAUCAGGGGAGGCCGUUCGGUUACGAUCUGAACAUUUGGAAUAAAUGAAAUGAUAAAAUGAAAUGAAUGAAACUAUCUAAGGAGAAACAGGUGCGAUAGAUUUUGGCAGAUGAAAAUGUGAACCUUGCAGCUGUUCUUAAUAACACGGAUACAAUACGACAUUGUAGCUGUGCAUUAAAGAGGCUUCACUGAUGGAAUAGAUGAACUUUAAAACCAGAUGUGUGGAGAACUGGAAUUCAUUCAUAUGCCAUACAUUGUUUUAGAUGUUUUACAUGUUGCAGGACAUUGAGAGUCUUACAUGGUUGAUCAAACACGAUUUUCGGCAUAUUUGCCAUUUUAAUUCGGAGACAUCGCCAAAACCAACGGUUUGAGAAAUGAUGAUUUUUUUCUGUGUUGAUGUUUUCUUUUGAAUCAGGAAGUUGGGGUAAGACAUAUCGAGGUUGUCCUUUUUUCAUAAUAGUUUGUAGCCUGUAAUGUACAACAUAACAAAACCAAGUCUACAUUCAUAAUAAAACUGAGAAAAACGG